Messenger RNA from Photinus pyralis (common eastern firefly), 2538 nucleotides. RefSeq names its product zinc finger MYND domain-containing protein 10 (gene Zmynd10). Gene Ontology annotation, biological process: motile cilium assembly; inner dynein arm assembly; outer dynein arm assembly. The coding region runs from base 1272 to 2537 and encodes 421 amino acids. Lineage: Eukaryota; Metazoa; Arthropoda; Insecta; Coleoptera; Lampyridae. Gene Ontology annotation, cellular component: centriolar satellite; cytoplasm. The record is from RefSeq and is a predicted model, not a curated record. The transcript has 6 exons.
UAAAAAAAUUGCAGUCUCUAGCACAGAUACCACCCGCACACCAGCGUAUGCGCAAUUCUACCCAUUUAUGCCUAAGAUUAUGUGUACCAAAUUUGAGUCCAAUCCGGUUCAGCCGUUUAGCCGGAAAUGAGAGUACCUACAGACGAACCGACAGAGCGACAGACCGACAUCAUUGAGAUUUUGUUUGAUGUUUGAUUCCUGGAUCCUGGUGCUCCAAAACGUGCAUUUCCGUCAAAGAAGUGGGGGGUCAUUUUUGACUCCAUUGAAAUACCUCCCUUACUCGCAGUGCUUCCAGUUAUCCAGGUAUUUAAACAUCCAAACGCUGAUCCAGAGAUCAUUGCUGAAGCUGGAGAACGCUUCCUUUUAGAAUUAUACGGUUACAUAUCAGUUAUGUGAAAAGUAAAAAAAAGCAUGUCAAAUAACUUAUAGAUGUAGGAUGAUUCACAAAAUCGGCAUAUAAGAGUAAAUUUGAUAUUGCGUCGCUACCACCAACAGAAGCAGCAACACGUGAACAUUUGUUCCGAACCAAUCGCCAGAUUCAGUAGAGGAAUGUAACAAAAUGCAGAGUAAUGGGGAUGGAAGAUGGAACAGAAACAUGUACAUUCUUGUUACUACACUCGAAACCCAGCUCCAGAAACCUUAUUAAAACUGAUUAUAUUUUGCAAAAGCAAAAAUGGAUCCAGAAAAUCUGGGUUAAAAUGCUCCGUUAUAUGCGGGAAUUGUGGUGGUAGGUACCAGAGGUAAUAAUUCGCAUCAGGUCCUAUCACAUGAUAGCGAUGAUGAAGAAACUGAUGACUGUUUUAGCGCAAAUGUAUGAUGGAAACAAAAACCAAGAGGAUCGCGAUUAAUGUGAUAAUCCCAUCGCGAAUGAUGCAGCAGAAAUUUCGAUCUAAGGAAUUCCUGCUUCGUCGGCGUUUCAAGAAAUAACUCACCACUUACAGAACCAGUUCGACUCGCCAACUCGAUGAGCUCGACCUCGCGCUACACUCCAUCAGUCAGAAGACCCACAUCCGCGCUCAACGACAACGCUCACCGCGUGCACUUCGGUCCUUUUGUGAAACGGAUUCAAGGACGCAAAAUGAAAAUUUGAAGCAGUAUUCCCGAAAAACUGGAAAUACAGCCCUGUGCAGCAUAUUGAUUUGAUCUUGCUUGAUCAAUAAUGAAAGCUUAGAUACCGAAGCCGAACGUUUGUUUAUUUGGAUAUUUGAAAGAGGCAUAUCUUUGACAAGUCUAGCAAUUUUGUCAACGACUCCAAAACAUCUUUCUGCGCAAUGGAUAGUAUUUUAUUGUCAACAGAAAUUGAUUUAUACAUCGACACUAUGAAAGCACAAGAUAUGGCAAGUCUUGGUAGUAAAAGCUGGUUAGAAUGGCAUCAACGAUUGCAAAAACUAAACCAAGAAGCACUUAUAGAAGCAGCAGCUGUAAAAGAAGAAUACGUACAGGAGGCAUUGGUAUCAUUUGGGAAAAUCAUGAUAUUGGUGCAUGAAGCUAUACUUUCAAAUGUAUGGAAACGCAAAGUGCUACCUCUUCUUUUACGAAUGGAAAAUGAUCCGCCUUGCACUUUUGUCGCAUAUUCGGUUCUUUAUCAUGAAGCCGUUUGUGUAGCAUUACUAGAACUUGUCACGUAUCACGCAAAUGCCGCUCAAGCAUUAGGCGAUGCUGCAGCAGAUCUUUUACACUACUCGUACGGUACGGUAUCUCAACUGCUUGUACUUAAGGAAAAUAGCGAAAACGAAGAUAAUAGCAAGGUAGAGCUGAUCCGACAGCGAGACGAUUUAGCGUUUGAUAUUGGUAUACGAUCUUUAACGAUUUUAAGAUACCUUGGAGACUGCUUAGAUAGAUUACCUUUAGCAGUUACAGCUCGAAUGUUUGGGAUCGAUGAUGUACCUGUACUACUGACACAGAUGUUAGUAGAAAGACCUUGGAUUAGAAAAGGUAAGCAAUACGUGGGCGGUAAAUGGAUGGACUGGGACGGCGAAUCCGUAGCAAAAGUUGAAGCGCAAGUAUGGUUGGCACUACGUCAGUUGUUAUUAGACCCUUCGUGCCCUUCACACUACAAUAUAACCGACGCGAGACGUAGACAGCUCAUGAGACUCCAGCAGUUUUUAACCCCAGUUUUGAUCGAUCAAAUCUCACCACUCAUCGAGCUACAACAAUGGGUGUAUAGGCUAUCGGUCGCGGAUCAACCCUGCGCACCUCCAGUGCCCAUCUUACUUGAAGUAAUGCUCGAAAUUCAAGACAGAAUCAUGGCCACCUGUGAAGGAAAAUGGAAAAAAAUCGCAAGGCAACAAUUGCCACAAAUUUUUAGUAAAAACCACGACGAUAUUGUGCAAACCGCCCAAUGCUUAAGCGAGGCGUAUAAUGCCGAACUACUCGAAAAGUUGGAAGAUAUCAAUAAAAAACCCGAGAAAAGUUGCGUUAAAUGCGGAAAAGGGGCUAUGCAGCGUUGUUCCAGGUGUAAAAGUAUUUGGUAUUGUUCUCGUAAUUGCCAAGUUACUCAUUGGUCUACUCAUAAGGAUGAUUGUAAUGCUGCAUAAG